CCUCUCCCCAGCAAUGGCGGCGUCACUGGAUGUCGACGCAUGGAAAUCGACGCCAUCCCAGCGGCCCACUACUCGAGUGCCGAGCACCUCCUGUGCGAUGGACUGUACACAUCCCUCAGUCAUCCUUUCCUUCCCUCAUCCUCACGCCCUCCCUGCCAUCGGCAGCUGUCUAAUAGAUCCCCACGGCUCCCAGCAGAUUCUAACCACCGCCGAACCGCCCCGCUCUGUGGAGUUGAAGCGUCAUGGUGCAAGGACAGCAUUGUCGAUCAAAAUAACAGCCGCAGGGGACAGCAGGCCGCAGCUGGCCCUCGAAGGGGGUACCCUCGAAGCACUGAGUUCGGCUUCAUCGAAGACUAAGUACGUGAUGUCCGUGUGUGUGUGGUGUGCAGGUUGAGGAGGGCACUCCACCGGACCGGCAUCCUGGUGCUAUCCGCCAAGGACAUUUGAAAGGCCGACAAGAACUGGCCAUACAAGUGCCUCUGGAAGGUGAAACACAGUCAGACACACACACCCAGUCAGACACACACACCACGCCCACACACACCCAUGGUGUGGUGUGGCUUCUCUGUCCGUGCUGUGUCAUCCAUUCAUUCAGCGUCAGUGUUUCGCUGAGCUGCUGGCCUACCUCCACGAAGAGGAUGUGAUGCCGUGGCGGGUGAUAUCCAUCGGGGACGCGGAACGGGACCUCUCUGCGCUCGAGUGGAACAGGCUGUAGCUAACCAAGACACACACACACACAAAUUCAAAUUCUCGUGCAAUGGCAGCGCCGAUGAAUGUUCAUCAUCAGCAGCAGGUCCCACCGCAUCAACAAGAGUGGAAGACCUAGGAAGCUGUAGGCGCAUAGUCGCCUUCGAGGACGCGCCCCGUGACGCGCAGCAGUGGCGGCGUCUGCGAGACGACCAGGGCGAGCCAGACGCCGCCGGGUCGGACGGCGUCGUGGUCGAGAUGGAGGGUGUGCAGAGCCCGGGCAGCAGAAUAGCCCUGAAAUACGCCCGCUACAGCAACCGCAAUGCCGCCAUCGCCCAGGAGGCCAGCACCCUGGCUGCCCUGAGUCGCAAGACCGACGCGGUCCCCGGCUACUACGGCAGGGUCACACUGCCUUUCGAGGGACAUGCGCAUGGAGUACCUUGAGCCGCUGCAGCAGCAGGCGGCCGCCAACCAGGGCGUGGCGCCGGUGGGUGUGUUGGCGGUGGGGGAGAGGCUAGUGGUGUCCGGGGAGGCCACACUCGAGUAUUUCGCCCAUGUGGUACCGUAUGCACCCAUCACCCAUCCGAUCCACACACAUGCACCUACCUACCUACCUAGACGGAACGUGCAUCAACACAACACGUGCAUGCAAUGCAUGUGUGUAUCAUAUCGUGUGUGUGUAUGCAGAUGUCGAGCACCAAGGAGUUGCACAAGGCCGGAUACCUCAACCGCGACCAAAGGCCUGACAACCGUAAGCAAACCACCUACACCAAAGCGCCCGUUGAACCGUCUACCUCUCUGUCUGUCUGUCUGUCUGUCUGUCUGCAAUGUGUGUGUGAUUCGUUCAGACUUACUACCGAGGACCGGCAGGUUGCGCGUGUUGCAGGCCGACUUGAGCAGAGCAGAGGCCUUCGUCGACCGCCAUGGAGCUCAGCCGCCGUUCGUCGGCCGCAACUCGCAGCAGGAGAUGCAGAAAGUGUCGGCGCAGCUCUGCCAGUACAGGAGACUCGUCAAAGCCAUCCGCGACCUCGUGGAUCAAUGUCUGCUUGCAAUGAUCUUCACAGUACGCAGACAGUGGAUCGAUGCACCCCGCAACCAUCGCGUGUGCAUCCGUGUUGUGUUGUGUUUGGCGCUUUCUGCCUGCAGCGACAGGUCGUUGUGAGUGCGCUGAGGGACUUCUCGCUCUUCAUGAUCAAACUCACGCGCGCCGCAGACCCGAUCUUCAACGAGCCGGAGAGAGAAGGGACACUGAGCGAGCACAUCCGCUUGGUCUCGAGCGAGUUCUGCGUGUGGGUACGUAGGGAUGGAUGAUAUCUCCGCACACGACACAUGUGUGCUGUUUGUCUUGAUUCAGCUGCCCAAUCUGCUCGUACUGCAUCACAUGACGUGCCGCGACACCGACUACAGCGACACACUGCUGCAAGAGGUGGCACCCAACCUGAUGCGCCGAAAGGCGGCGACGCUGGCGCGGCUCAUGCGGAACUACGACCACAUGCGAGCGAUGUUCGCGGUAUGUGGAUGGAUAGAUGUACAGUACUAUGUGUGAAGACACAUCCGUGAGCGUUUGUCUGUGUUGCUCGGGCAGUCGAACCUCAACAUCGAUGUCAACGAAUUCUUAGGCCGAGUGGUGUCGCGGCUGUGCGACGGCGAUCAGAGAUGGCGGGAGGGGCUGGUAGGCAGCAGCCAGGGGGAUGGCAUGAUGGCAUGGCGUCUAUGAGAAUGUGUGUGCAUGCUGUGUGCCAGGACGCCCAACAUGAGCAGCUGUUGGACGACUUCUACCAGAUCGUCCUGCCACUGGCCACCGUGGUGGCGCUCGAAGACCGGGCCAAAUUCAACACCAUUGCCAAGGUAAAGACGACAUCAGAGAGACUACAGUCCUGGUCUGUGAAGUGUGUGAUGUGUGUGUGUGUGUGUGUGCCUGCUGUCAGUUUGUGGCGUCCAUGUUGAACGACAGGAUCAACCCGCAUGGACCUGCUGCUGCUGCUGCUGCUGCCGCAGCCACGGGAGCGACGGGCGGUGGCCCGCCGAGCGGUGGCCCGCCGCCUCAUGGGCCGCAUCGGCUGACUCGGUGAGCGCGGGUGGGCUGGUGUCGGCCGGUGUGCAUACGUGUCUAUGUGUGGAUGGUUCGUGUGUCUUGUGUGGUUCAGGCAAGCUCCUCACCGUCAAGUGACCGGGCCACGCCGUGCACCACAUGAAAGACCAUCUAAGUGCUUCUCAAGUACCACUCCCGCGUCAUGUAUAAUAUGGACAUCGACAUUCAUCACGGGGAUGGUGUCGAGGAGGCAUUCUUGAUCACACCAAGGUGACCAUACAAAGACAUGGUGGGACACGUGUAUGCGGUUCUCUCUCUUUCUAGGGUAAUGACGGUGUCGUUUCACAAGUAUGACGGCAAAUUCUUCCCGGGCACAGGAGACCUCACCAACGUCGAUUGAUUCAUCGCUGCUUCCAUUUUAUAUCUGACGGUCUUGUGGGCAAACCAUCUCGCCCCCGCGUGUGUCUGUGUAUCUCUGCAUCCAUUCACGC
Messenger RNA from Vitrella brassicaformis, 3210 nucleotides. The record is from the annotation of a GenBank genome assembly. NCBI's taxonomy places the organism in Eukaryota, Vitrellaceae.